GCCAUCUUGCGCGGAGCUUGAGUCGGUGCCCGAGGUUGUGGCCUAGAGUGAGUGCGAGUCUGUUGCCCUGCCUCGCCCCGGCCCUGCCUCGCCGCUGCUCGAUCCCACCACGGCUCAAUCCCGCUGCGGCCCCACCGGAGUCCUCGUUCGCGGAGUCCCCGCAACUAGCCCGGGUCCAGCCUUUCGAACCUCACCCCGGCCCGGUCCGGCCUCCCCGCGGGGUCACGCGGCCGCCCCGGGGACGAUGAACGGAGGAUAAAUGGUGCCCAAAGCAGACAGCGGUGCUUUUCUGCUGCUCUUCCUACUCGUGCUCACAGUUACUGAGCCGCUGCGACCAGAUGAAGAGACAGCUUGGAGGAGUAAGUGACUUGCCUAAGGUCACACAGCUUCUAAGAUGGAGCUUAUAAGGUGGAGCUGGUAUUUGAAACCUGGGCAACCUAGAACUCACACUCUGACAUUGUACAACUUCAAGCUGCGGUGCAACCCUGGGCAGUUUGCCUGUCGCAGUGGUGCCAUCCAUUGCAUCCCUCUCCCCUGGCAAUGUGACGGACUGGCAGCUUGUGAGGAUGAGAGUGAUGAAGCUGACUGUCCAGAAGUAACCGGGGAGACACGUCCUUACCAUGGAAAGGAGGCUGUGGAUCCGCGGCAGGGGCGGGCCAGAGGAGGUGACCCCACACAUUUCCAUGCAGUGAAUGUGGCACAGCCUGUCCGCUUUAGCAGUUUCCUAGGGAAGUGCCCAACAGGGUGGCACCACUAUGAAGGCACGGCCAGCUGCUACCGUGUUUACCUGAGUGGGGAGAACUACUGGGAUGCUGCACAGACUUGCCAGCGUGUGAAUGGCUCACUUGCCACCUUCUCCACUGACCAGGAACUGCGCUUCAUCCUGGCCCAGGAAUGGGACCAGCCCGAGCGGAGCUUUGGUUGGAAGGACCAGCGCAAGCUGUGGGUUGGCUAUCAGUAUGUCAUUACUGGCCGGAACCACUCCUUAGAAGGUCGCUGGGAGGUAGCAUUCAAAGGCUCCUCAGAGGUGUUCCUGCCCCCCGACCCCAUUUUCGCCUCAGCCAUGUCUGAGAAUGACAAUGUGUUCUGCGCCCAGCUCCAAUGCUUCCACUUUCCCACACUUCGGCACCAUGACCUCCACAGCUGGCAUGCUGAGAGCUGCUAUGAGAAGUCUUCAUUUCUGUGUAAAAGAAGUCAAACUUGUGUCGACAUCAAGGACAACGUGGUUGAUGAAGGAUUCUACUUCACUCCCAAAGGGGAUGACCCAUGCUUGAGCUGUACCUGCCAUGGAGGGGAGCCUGAGAUGUGUGUGGCCGCCCUCUGUGAGCGGCCUCAGGGCUGUCAGCAGUACCGCAAAGACCCCAAGGAAUGCUGCAAGUUCAUGUGUCUGGACCCAGACGGCAACAGCUUGUUUGACUCUAUGGCCAGUGGAAUGCGCCUAGUCGUCAGCUGCAUCUCCUCCUUCCUCAUCCUCUCAUUGCUGCUUUUCAUGGUCCACCGGCUACGCCAGAGGCGCCGGGAGCGCAUUGAGUCACUGAUUGGAGCAAACUUGCACCACUUCAACCUUGGCCGGAGGAUCCCUGGCUUUGACUAUGGCCCAGACGGAUUUGGCACAGGUCUCACCCCACUGCAUCUUUCUGACGAUGGGGAAGGCGGGACUUUCCACUUCCACGACCCUCCGCCUCCCUAUACAGCUUAUAAGUACCCAGACAUCGACCAGCCUGAUGAUCCACCACCGCCCUAUGAGGCCUCCAUCAACCCCGACAGUGUAUUCUACGACCCUGCAGACGAUGAUGCCUUUGAGCCCGUGGAAGCUGGCCCACUGAACCCAGGGGAUGGAGACACUGAAGGUGCAUUGCCUCGGCACUUGGAGCAGCCUCUGCCCCCUGCGGGGGCCUCCCUAGCAGACCUGGAAGACUCUGCUGACAGCAGCAGCACCCUGCUUGUGCCCCCAGAACCUCCCCAGAGUGGGAGCACCCCAACUGCAGAGGUGCCACCAGUGGGUGGCUGCCAUAAUCGUGGCUCCCUCAAUACCAUGGUGUAGAUGGCUUAGCUUACAGUUCCAAUGGGCUAGAGCACCUGUUGGCUGUCAAGAAGACAUUGGUUCCUGUGGGAGGGGCCACAGCCUGGAACCCUGUUCCACUGCUGCAUACCCACUGGCAAGCGUGUGUGUACAUAGAAUGCGGCCAGCCUCCCUCCAAGAGGAGCAAGCAUCUGUGCUGUUUCCUUGAGGGGUUCACAAACAUGGCAUAGCUUUUGGUCACUAUCCCUUUUUAAAUGGGAGAAGGACAAAAUGUUCAAACCAUGCGUUUUGGAGGUAGGGAACAAAAGGUACUGAGCUAUGCUCAAAUAAAACACAUCUUGGGCUUGCUCACUAUAAUGUGCCACCCAGUGAAGUCUGCUGGCCAGUCACCAACCAAUCGCUGAGUCCCAGGGCAGGUGGAGCAUGGGGCUGCCUUUAUGCCCAGGAGGCGGAAGGGGGUUUUUGUGGACACUCAUUGUUAAAGCAGGGGUUUUCCAAGGAGACAGCCUUUGGGUCUGCUAUCCUGGCUGCUCUGGGGAUAACCCUUCCCAGUAUAGUUGUGAACGUCAAGAUACCUGAAGCCCAAGAAGGGGGCCUAGAAGGAAAUUGAACUUACUGCCCACUUUCCACUUGGGUUCUGUGAAACCCAACUCUGUGCCAGGAGGCCCAAGUUCACCCCUCCCAUCUCCAAUGCAUUGCUGUGCAUGGCUCCCCCAGGUGGAGGCGCUGGGUCUACACUGAGGGUUAGGCGCUAAGCGAGCUUCUAUCUGCUCUGGGCCCUACCUUCUGUUGAAUGGCCUCUGGGCCUGGUAUGCUUCCACCUCACCUUGUUUGUGCCAUAAAGGAUUGUUUCUUUGGGGCAAGGGGUGGCUAAAGGAACAUCCUGGGCUGUGUCCAUCUUCUGCAAGUCCACUUCUUGCACCAUUGCCACCAGUGGAAUUCAGUGCGUGGUGGCUGCAUGCACACCUUCCCACCCCUCAGCAGUACUGGGUGCUGGGGGUCUUUUGUCCAUGGGACCCUGUUGCCUGUUCAGGGCAGUUUUCUUGUCUCAUGACACAGGCCUUUAGCAUUUCUGAGUUUGGAGAUUAAGCGGGUUCUGUGCGAUUUUUUAGCACAUUCAUAUCUUUUCUACGUUGAAUGUCUGGAUCUUUUCUUUUGUGUGUGUGUCCUUGUGUGUCUGUUUGUGGCCAGAUGUUUGCAAGUGAUGGUUCACAGGAACUUGGGGUCAGGUAGGGUUCUACUCUCCCAAGUUGGCCAUUUCAUCUUAGGUUUCCAGACAGAGCCAUGUCUAAGCCUUUGCCCUUGCCCAUGGAUCAUGGAUCUGGGCACCUUGUGCCACUGAGGAAAAUCAAUGGGAAGAAGUGAGUAAGGCAUAUGGUUCAGCGGUACUUUGUGGUGACUGGCCUUUGUGCAUAGUUCAGUUUUAGACACAUUCUCUUACUGGUUGGAAACUUGUUUUCUUUCUGUGCAGAAGAAUUACAGGUUGCCUAGACCUGACCAGAGCUGGCUGGAGGUAUAAAUUUUUGUCAUUAAACAAGCUGUUCCUGGGCUUGGCCCACAGGAGCCAGAUCUAGAGGCUGCGCUUCUCUUGUCAGAGGGCUUCCUUGGAAUCAUAGCCACAAGGACCCCACACCCACUGUUGAGAACAAAGCAGGACGCAUGUAGUGUCUCCAAUAUGUUCAUUGAGCUGGGCAGUCAGACUCUAAAGCGGCCAUCAAGAAUCUUGUUGCCCGGAGACCCAAAAGGAUCCUGAGGAACACCCCAGCAGAGCCCACACACAGGGAUGGCACCAGCAGUUCAGCGAGACUUCAGAACCAUGUGUACAGGGCAGCUGGCAUGAGGUGUGUGGACCUGGGAAGCUUCCUCUGGGGACCAAAGGACUAUUGGGGCCAGUCAGGCACCUAGAGGAGGCAUUGAGGAAGAGGAUGGGUUGCUUUGGAUCUAGCCAGGUGUCUGUUAUGGGUGCUCUUCCAUUAUUGCCCAGUGGCUCCUUUCCCCUGGGAAGCAUCAGGCCGGCCCUUGGGGUACAUAGCCCACUGAUGUCCUGAGACUGGUCAGAAGGCCUGUUUUGCAGGACUGCUGAGACACUAUUGCAGCUCCAGGUGUUGUGCUGGGGACAGUUGUGAAUGGAGCAAGGAGAGCUGGGAUCUGCCCUUAUGUUCCCACCUGCCAUCUGUCAUCCUGUGUGCCAUCUUUUGCAAGAUCUGGUUGUACUCCAUAGGCCAGCCUUGCUGAGACUUGUGUUCUUGUGUGAGAUGCUCCCCACCCACUCCAUAAUAGGGCCCUGGAGGGACCGACCAAGCUCCUGGGAGGGACCCCCUCCCCCAGGACUGCCUUGCCACUGUUUCUGAUUGGGGCCCCCUGACCUGCCUUGUAGAGGUGGAAUUUGAUACUGUACAUUGUCUCAAUGCUUGUUUUUACAUUUUCCUUUCACUAAGGGUUUUAGUUCAGGUGUAUUUUUGGUCCAGUUGACACUAAUCCUUUUCUUAAAAUGCUGUGAGAACCAUUUCAUCCAAAUGCCAAAUAAACUUGUGUUCUGGAA
Messenger RNA from Marmota monax (woodchuck), 4565 nucleotides. It is a transcript of the gene Dgcr2, whose product is annotated as DiGeorge syndrome critical region gene 2. Gene Ontology annotation, molecular function: protein binding. The record is from RefSeq and is a predicted model, not a curated record. NCBI's taxonomy places the organism in Eukaryota, Metazoa, Chordata, Mammalia, Rodentia, Sciuridae. Bases 395 to 2044 code for a protein of 549 amino acids. The transcript is spliced from 11 exons. Gene Ontology annotation, cellular component: membrane.